AUGCAGCUGCUGCUCCUCAGGUCGGCAGCCAGGUGCCAACCCUGGCACCCGCCACCGCCCGCCACACGGCCGCCGCGGCUGCUCCGCCCCGCCCUGCCGGCGCCCUCCCGCCGGCGGCAGCGCGCGGCCGCGGCGGCCGGGCGCUACGAGGCCGCCGACACGGCCGCGGGCAGCGUGGUGGUGGAGGUGUGCCAGGACGAGGCGGCGGUCGCCCAGUUCCUGUGCGACGCGGUGGAAGCGGCGGCGGUGGCCGCGGUGGAGCAGCGCGGCGCCUUCACCCUCGCCAUCCCAGGCGGGUCGGUGCUCAAGGCGCUGAACGGGCUGGCCGGCCGCCCUGCCAUCCCCUGGGACAGGGUGCGCCUGUUCUUCGUCAACCACAAGACAGUGCCAAAUGACGACGCCGGCAGCUCUUACGCCAAAGCUCGGGAGCUGUUCCUUGACGCAGCAGGCGCGCCACCCGAGGCGGUCGUCACCCUGACCGGCAGCGACGACGCCGAGGCGGAGGCGGCGGCGUACGGCGCGGCGCUGGCGGCGGCGGCCGAGGCCGUCGGCAUGGAGCGGGCGCCAUCUGGCGCGCCGCGGUUCGACAUGGUUCUCCUGGGGGUGGGCGCCGACGGCCAUGUGGGGUCCCUCUACCCGGGAGGCCGCGCCACAGACGCCAGCGGGGCCUGGGUGCUGGCCGUGACCAAGGCCAAGCCGCCAGCCUCCAUCACGCUCAGCCUGGGAGUCAUGAACGCGGCGCGCCGCGUGGUGGUCUGCCUGACCGGCGCCAACAAGGCCAACGCCGCCAAGCUGGCGCUGGAGACGCCGGUGCCGGCGGGCGAGUUCCCCGCGCAGCUGGUGCAGCCCGACGCGGCGCCCGCGGUGUGGCUGCUGGACGAGGCCGCCGCCGCCAAGCUGGACCUGGUGCACGGCAGCCCGCGCGGCGGCAUGCUGCAGAGCGACGGCUCCAUCCUGUACAGCUUCUCCGACUAG
Messenger RNA from Chlorella variabilis, 975 nucleotides. RefSeq lists its product as hypothetical. The record is from RefSeq and is a predicted model, not a curated record. NCBI's taxonomy places the organism in Eukaryota, Viridiplantae, Chlorophyta, Trebouxiophyceae, Chlorellales, Chlorellaceae. Bases 1 to 975 code for a protein of 324 amino acids. Gene Ontology annotation, molecular function: 6-phosphogluconolactonase activity. The transcript is spliced from 3 exons. Gene Ontology annotation, biological process: pentose-phosphate shunt; carbohydrate metabolic process.